Messenger RNA from Rhinichthys klamathensis goyatoka, 1833 nucleotides. RefSeq names its product GDNF family receptor alpha 3 (gene gfra3). The coding region runs from base 472 to 1833 and encodes 453 amino acids. The record is from RefSeq and is a predicted model, not a curated record. Gene Ontology annotation, cellular component: signaling receptor complex; external side of plasma membrane. Gene Ontology annotation, molecular function: signaling receptor activity. Lineage: Eukaryota; Metazoa; Chordata; Actinopteri; Cypriniformes; Leuciscidae. Gene Ontology annotation, biological process: nervous system development. The transcript is spliced from 8 exons.
GAGCACAUUGUGCUGUGGGACAGCAGGAAUCAAGCAUCUGGGGUCGCGCUCACAUAUAAUAAACUGAUGCGCACUAAUGCGCACACUGGCUCAUCUGACGCGCGCCUUUGGUUACGCGUCUAUCAUGGUGGUUCUCGCUUAAAACGAGGAUUAUUUUAGAAAGACUCCGAUCGUGAGUAUAACGGACAUCUACUGCUAGUGCAUUUGACAGUUUGUAAUUUUUGCCUCGUUUGUUGUAUGAAAUCAUUGGUCUGCUCUUCGGACACCUCUUACGCAUUAGAAAGCUUGUGAUAUCGCACAAGUUUGUAGUUGGAAUUGAUUUUCGGACACGUCGUUUUGGAGAUUUCUAUCAGUCGGACGGUGGUCCUUUUGUAUGGAUGUAGUGGGUCGGACUGAGUCGGACCGAUCCGGGGGUUCCAGACGCGCUUCCCCGAGAUUCCCCAGCAGCAUCACCGUCCAGCAGCAGGCGACAUGAUCCUUCUGGGAAUACUUCUAAAUCUGUUCGUCAUUAAGGGGUCUGUUCCCUCUGUGGUGCCGGUGUUCCCGGGGACUGCGGACUGCAUCGAGGCUGUACAGGAAUGUGUGUUAGACCCGGAGUGUAAGCGACCGUUCCGGCACCUGGAGUACUGUGUGGACGAGGAGGCGGUGGCUCCCCUGGGUCUGGAGGCACGGCAGGCCUGCGUCGAUGCCCAGAACAACCUCAUGAACUAUCAGCCCCUGCAAGAAUGCAAGUGUCAGCGAGGGGCUCGCAUGGAACAACAGUGCCUGAGCGUUUACUGGACCAUCCGUUUUCCACAGGGUUAUGAUGACAUUGAGACGUCCCCAUAUGAAGACAUUGAACUGGAACUUGUGAGGAAUACUGAAACAUCAAAACUAGCCUCAAUAGUUUCAGUGUCGUCCCUUCCUCUGACGGAUCAGAACCAGUGUCUGAAAGCAGCUCAGGACUGUGGGUUGUACGAGAAGUGUGGUUCCCUGCGCUCUGAGUAUGCGUUAGCUUGCACUAAGAUCAUACCUGGCACCAACCACUGUAACCGGCACAAAUGCCACCGGGCCCUGCGGAGGUUCCUGGAGCGUGUUCCAGAGGAGUACAGCUUUGGUGUCUUAUUUUGCCCCUGUUCGGAUACUCUAUGCGGGGAGAGGAGGAGAAAAACCAUCGUGCCCUCCUGUUCCUACGAGGAGCGAGACGGACAGCCCAACUGCCUUAAUCUGGAGGGCUACUGCUUCAAAGACAACCUGUGCAGGUCAAGACUGGCUGAUUUCCAGCAGAACUGUCAGCCGUCUUCUGUCUCUCCCUCCGGCUGUCUCCGGGAAAGUGGAGCCGUGUGCCUCAAGGCCUACGCUGGGCUCAUCGGUACCAUAAUGACACCAAACUACGUGAGUAACAGCAGUACAGAGGUGUCGCAGUGGUGUAAUUGCGAAGGCAGCGGGAACCAGUGGCAGGACUGCCUGCGUAUCCUGCACAUGUUCACCAGCAACACCUGCCUGCGUAAUGCCAUUGAUAACAUGGGAAGCUCCACCCCUCGUCCAGUAGAGGGAACGCCCCUCCCUCCACCUCGCCCUUCCCCCCAGGUCCAGCGUGAUGAGAUGAACAUCAACCUUCUGCCUGAACCCAAUGCAGUGGUAGAAAGCGAAGAAGAAGAAGAUGAGGAGGAGGAGGAAGAGGAAGAAGACCAAACCGGAGGAGGGUUCAACGUCAUCCCUCCGUUCUCGGACAAGGCGACAGUCACUAACCUGGGCUCUGAGGCCGGGAGAGUCCACAGCUUGGCCACCACCCUCUCCGUCCCUCACUUCCUACUCACGGUUCAGCUGCUGAUUGCCCUUUUCUGGGGGUAA